AUGUCGAGCAAGAACACUACGGUUCCGACUAUUCACACUAUCCGCGUGCCACCGCUGAAGGUGCAGAAGAUCGAGUUCUGGUUCACUUUAUUCGAGAGACAGCUCGCGGCUGCUGGCAUCAAGGAUGACAAAGAAAAAGCCAACGCCCUGCUAGGGUGCCUCGAACUAGAGCAUUUAGAAGAAGUAGAGGACAUCAUAUUGAAUCCCCCAGACGUCGGGCAAUAUAUUCGGCUAAAAAACGAGUUAAUACGGAGUUUGGUGGAGUCCGAAAGCCAACGGGCAAGAAUUCGGCUAGAAAUCGAAAUUAUGGGAGACAGGAAGCCGUCCGAAUUCUACAACGAUCUGAAGAUUCUCGCAGGUCGCUUCGUGCCGGAGCAGUUUGUUUUCACAAUCUGGAAAAACCGGCUACCCGAUCGCAUAUGGCGCGUUUUGUCGGUGAUACAGGACCUAGCAGUUGAAAAACUAAUUCAGGUCGCGGAUAGGAUAGAGGAAGUCAGUAGUGGAAAUUAUCAGAGCACGUCCGGCAUUUCACCCUCUAGGACAUAG
Molecule: messenger RNA, 546 nt
Organism: Bombus impatiens (common eastern bumble bee)
Lineage: Eukaryota; Metazoa; Arthropoda; Insecta; Hymenoptera; Apidae
Exons: 1
Coding region: 1-546 (181 amino acids)
Source: RefSeq, a predicted model, not a curated record